AUGGCGCCGCUUCCGACCUCUCGAGUAACUCCAUCUCUAGUCUUUGAGCAUACUGGAGUAGAUUACGCGGGUCCUAUCUCAUUAAAGACAUUUCAAGGUCGAGGUGCAAAAAGCUUCAAAGGCUGGAUCGCAGUCUUUGUGUGUUUCACCAGGUCAGCUAUUCAUUUAGAAGCGGUUUCAGACUACUCAGCAGAAGGAUUUCUCAAAGCCCUUCGACGUUUCACCAGUCGUCGUGGAAUCUGUAAAACUCUUCGAAGUGACUGUAGUACAAAUUUUAAAGGUGCUGAUGCUAUGCUAAAAGACCUAUUUCGACAAUCAACAAAGGAAUCUCAAGAGCUUCAACGGAUUCUCGCAAACGAUGGCACAAAGUGGAUUUUCAAUCCACCUGGUGCGCCUCAUAUGGGUGGAAAGUGGGAAGCAGCAGUCAAGUCUGUAAAACAUCAUCUUCAACGAACCAUCUCAGACACUCUUCUCACUUUUGAAGACUUCUUAACCUUUCUUGCACAAGUAGAAGCAGUACUUAACUCACGACCGCUCAGUGCGCUAUCAGACGAUCCGGACGACAUCUCAGCCUUAACGCCAGGACAUUUCAUUCGCGGAGAAGCUUUGACUACAAUACCCGAAGCAUCAUUAUCCUCCGUACCAGAAUCAAGAAUUUCUUAUUUCGAACGAAUUCAAAAAAGGUUUCAGACGUUUUGGGAUAGGUGGUCAACGGAAUGCCUUCAAGCUCAUCAGUCAAUCUCCAAAUGGCAGAAGACUCAAGACAACAUUCAAGUUGGCUCAUUAGAACUUCUCACUGAUGAGCGACUUCCACCAUCAAAGUGGCCUUUCGCUCGAGUCAUUCAGCUUCAUCCUGGUAGUGAUGGAUUGUGUCGAGUAGUAACCGUCAAAACAGCUACUUCGACUCUUACUCGACCGAUAGUCAAGCUCGCUCCGUUGCCAAUCUCACCUCAUCAAGACGACUCACAAGAAGAAGAUUCUAAUUCCUCACAAGGUUGCGGAAUUGGGGGGGGGGGGGGGGGGGGAAUUUUCGAAAUUAAGUCAUCAACUUUACGCGGACCAUGGAGAGAUUCCAUGGCUCAUCAACUUCGCACGGACCAUGAGAGAGACUGCUCGCUCUCAGUACGCGAACGACCAAUAGGAGUUAACUCGACCCCCUUCACACUCAGCUAA
Microplitis demolitor is the source of this 1173-nucleotide messenger RNA. RefSeq lists its product as uncharacterized. Gene Ontology annotation, biological process: DNA integration. The record is from RefSeq and is a predicted model, not a curated record. Lineage: Eukaryota; Metazoa; Arthropoda; Insecta; Hymenoptera; Braconidae. The coding region runs from base 1 to 1173 and encodes 390 amino acids. Gene Ontology annotation, molecular function: nucleic acid binding. The transcript has a single exon.